AUGGAUUCCUCACCAUUUCCAGACAACAUUGCCAAGGAGAAAGAUGACCCAAAUUUGAUACCUGAGAGUGGAAACAAAAGGAAAGAUGGUCCAGCAGAUGGUGGAGGCUCAAUACAACCGGACCAACCAAAGAGAAAGCCGAGUACAAGAUCUACUGUUUGGGGACAUUUCACAAGAUUUGAUGACAAUGUUAAGCGAUGUAAGUGCAAUUACUGCCACAAGUCUUACGGUUGUGAUUCAAAGUCAGGGACUUCUCACCUGAAGGCUCAUAUGGAGAGCUGCAAGCAUUUUCAAGCAUGGAGGCAGAAACAAUCACAGACUGUGAUUAACAAUCAGGGACAACUUCAGAGUGGAAAAGUUACUGAAGAAGUGUUCAGGGAGGCUUCGAAUGAGGCGAUUGUGCUGUCAGAGUUGCCACUUGCUUUCAUUGAAAGCAUCGGUUGGAAACAUUUCUGCAACAAAGUCAACCUCUACAAACCACAUUCCAGAAGAACAGCUACAAAGGACAUUGUUAGAAUGUAUGUGGAGAUGAAAGCAUCUUUGAAAACUUGGAUUGUUGCUAGUAAGCCAAGAGUCUCCUUGACAACUAACAUAUGGGUUGCUAAAGCAACAUGUUCUAGUUACAUGGUAAUAACUGCACACUUCAUUGAUGUUUCUUGGCGAUUGAGGAAGCUAAUUAUUGGGUUCAAGUAUAUUACAGAUCACAAAGGAGCAACAAUAUCACGGCUUCUUCUUGACUGUUUGGCUGAGUGGGGCAUAGAGAAGAUUUUAACUGUGACAGUUGACAAUGCAACUGCAAAUACUUCUGCUUUGAAAAAAUUUCAGGAGGCAUUCAGCUUAAGGAACAGUGAAGCAUUUGUUUUAAAUGGAGAGUGUAUGCAUAUGAGGUGUUGUGCGCACAUACUCAAUUUGAUUGUUAGGGACGGGUUGCAUGAAUUGAGUGAGAAUGUGACAGCCAUACGCAAUGCAGUUCAGUAUGUGAGGUCUUCUACUAGUAGAUGUGAUUCGUUUGAACAAAAAGUUGUUUCAGGGAAGAUGACUAGAGGGAGUUUACCGUUGGACAUCAAAACAAGGUGGAAUUCUACCUACUUAAUGUUGUCAAGAGCUAUUGAUUUUAGAGUGACAUUUGAUAGAAUGGAGGCAGAAGACAAGAUGUACAAUGACUACUUUAAUGAGGUUGAUAAUGGGGAAAAAAAGAUUGGGCCGCCUACAAGAGCUGAUUGGAAUGUCGUAGAAAGGUUAGUUAGAUUUCUAAUCAUUUUCUACAAUUCUACUUUGGUUGUGUCUGCUUCAACUUCAGUUGCUUCUUAUAAGUGUUAUGGAGAGAUAGUGACUAUAGAGAGGAAUUUGAUGUCACUAAGCAAUAGUAUUGAUAGUGAAUUGAAAUCAAAAGUCGAUGCUAUGUUUCUGAAGUUUGAUAAGUAUUGA
Messenger RNA from Camelina sativa (false flax), 1428 nucleotides. RefSeq names its product zinc finger BED domain-containing protein RICESLEEPER 3-like. NCBI's taxonomy places the organism in Eukaryota, Viridiplantae, Streptophyta, Magnoliopsida, Brassicales, Brassicaceae. Gene Ontology annotation, molecular function: DNA binding. The record is from RefSeq and is a predicted model, not a curated record.